ACAUAUCAAGGACCACCCAUUCCCUUCCAUGGACAUUCCACAAAAAAAAAUUUCCAGAGAGUUGCAGACGGCUAGAAUCAUGAAAGAAAACUUGUCUGUGGCCAUACUGGAUCCAACCGCCGCUAUAAAGCAUGAUGGGCAUUGUGCCUUUGACAGUGGAGGUUUCAAAUAUGUGAGAUAUUCGAGCAGAAUUGUAGUUGAGAAUCAUGCGAUAUACUUGCAGCGUACGAAUAGAGGCAUUCCAGAUCACCUUUUGUGA
Acaulospora colombiana is the source of this 259-nucleotide messenger RNA. Lineage: Eukaryota; Fungi; Glomeromycota; Glomeromycetes; Diversisporales; Acaulosporaceae. The record is from the annotation of a GenBank genome assembly.